AUGCCUUCGGUGGCUGCACUGCUGCUUGUCAACAUGCUGGGCGGGAUCACAUGUGCCAGCCCUCAAGCGGCCCCCAAGAAGCAGAAGCUGGCGUUGUGCGCGCCCGUCAAGGCUUUGACCAAGUCGUGCUCAUCCAAGGCCGGCCCGACCGCCCUUAUGGAUCAGUUGUGCAGCGAGCUGCUGGCACCCGCCAACGCAACCGCCGACAGCAAGGACCCCAUGAAGCUGCACUAUGGCUGCGGCGUGGCUACCACCGCACAGGUCAACAGAGUUUCGGGUGACCUGGCAGCGCUCGAGCCCAAGAUCACCGCCGCCGCCGCCCAGGUCAGCUCUGUACACGCCACCGUCGUUCAGGGAAGCAACCAGACGGCCGCGCUGCGCGCCCAGGUGGUUGAGCUCACAGCAGCCGCCGCGGCGCUCAGCGCCCUUGUGCAGCAGCUGCAAGCAAAUGCAGCCGAACCCACCGGCACCGGCACCAUCAUCGCUCAGGAGCUAGCUGCCCUUGCAGCGGCCGACACGCACACCGCCCAGAAGCUGGCCCUGCUGGCUGCGGCAAACCAGACCGCAGCCCAGGACAUCGCGGCGCUCAAGGCUGCGAAGCAGCAGUGCACCUGCGGCCCGGAGCUGUUUGCCGUCGACACCACCCUGACCGCCAUCAAGGCAGCCCAGACGGCGAACGCGGCCGCAGUGUCGCUGGCCAACGCCACUGUGGAGUCCGUGAAGGCCACAAUCACCAUAAACGCGGCAGCCACCGCAUCGUUUAACACCAGCCUCACUUCCCUGGCAGCCGAUGUCGUCAACGUGUCUGCCACCGUGUCUGCCACUUUGUCUGCCAUCAACUUCACCAUCUAUGCAAAAACCGACGACCUGGCCAACAUCAACGCAGAACGGUAA
This is a messenger RNA of Monoraphidium neglectum, 894 nucleotides long. RefSeq lists its product as hypothetical. The transcript has 5 exons. Bases 1 to 894 code for a protein of 297 amino acids. NCBI's taxonomy places the organism in Eukaryota, Viridiplantae, Chlorophyta, Chlorophyceae, Sphaeropleales, Selenastraceae. The record is from RefSeq and is a predicted model, not a curated record.